Molecule: messenger RNA, 330 nt
Organism: Eimeria necatrix
Lineage: Eukaryota; Apicomplexa; Conoidasida; Eucoccidiorida; Eimeriidae
Exons: 1
Coding region: 1-330 (109 amino acids)
Source: RefSeq, a predicted model, not a curated record
AUGUCUGCUCUGCGGCUGCAGCUCUCCACGAUCGCUGCUGUACCCCUAGCACCGAGGAGUUGCAGCAAUCAGUCGCAGAAGCUCAAAGCUGUGAAUGCCGAGGGCCAGAAGCAGCAGGCAGCGCUCAAUCCUGUUGCACUGGAGGCGCGCACUCGUGGCAAAGCUCACUCGGAAGAGUCUACUGCGAAGCUGCCUCAAAGACUAGCGACUAUAAGAAGUGAAGAUGAAGGACAGGAAAGCGAUGAAGAUCACUGCCGCUCUGAGCAUCUGCAAGAGCAGCCAACUCUGGAGCAGGAGUUGACGAAGGGAAGGAUGCCGCUUGCUGCUUAG